Molecule: messenger RNA, 1089 nt
Organism: Torulaspora delbrueckii
Lineage: Eukaryota; Fungi; Ascomycota; Saccharomycetes; Saccharomycetales; Saccharomycetaceae
Gene: MSP1
Product: protein-degrading AAA family ATPase MSP1
Exons: 1
Coding region: 1-1089 (362 amino acids)
Cellular component (GO): mitochondrial outer membrane
Molecular function (GO): ATP binding; ATP hydrolysis activity
Source: RefSeq, a predicted model, not a curated record
AUGUCUCGCAAGUUUGAUCUCAAGACCGUUGCAGAUUUAUCAGUGUUAAUCGGCACUGGUAUUUCUCUGUAUUACCUCGUGAGCAGACUACUGAAUGACGUGGAAGCUGGGCCCCUAUCGGGAAGAUCAAAGGAAUCCAAGACCAGACAGCUUUCCCAGUGGCAGAAACUAGUCGAUAAGAAUCCAAAGCUGGCCGACGUAGAGUUGAAUACCUAUGAGAAGAGUGUACUUUCAUCCGUUGUUACUGCCGAUGAGCUAGCAGUAACUUUCAAAGAUAUUGGUGGUUUGGAUCCCAUCAUUGCUGAUUUGCAUGAAAGUGUUGUAUAUCCGCUAAUGAUGCCAGAGGUUUACGAGAACAACCCACUUUUACAAGCUCCAAGUGGUGUCUUACUAUAUGGACCGCCAGGUUGCGGAAAGACAAUGCUUGCAAAAGCUUUGGCUAACGAAAGUGGUGCGAACUUUAUCUCUAUCAGAAUGUCUUCCAUCAUGGAUAAAUGGUAUGGUGAAUCGAAUAAAAUUGUUGACGCCAUGUUCUCGCUGGCGAAAAAAAUUCAACCUUGUAUGAUCUUUAUUGAUGAGAUAGACUCCUUCCUAAGGGAGAGAGCCUCGAGUGAUCAUGAAGUGACAGCGAUGCUGAAGGCCGAAUUUAUGACUCUGUGGGAUGGACUGCUGACUAGUGGGCGUGUAAUGAUCGUUGGAGCCACCAACCGUAUUACAGACAUAGAUAGUGCCUUCCUAAGAAGAUUACCCAAGAGGUUCCUCAUCCCAUUACCUGGUAAAGAGGAACGUCUCAAAAUUCUGAAAGUUUUACUGCAGGAUACCAAGACAGAUAAAGACUUUUUCGACAUAGAAGCUAUAGCGACUCAUACAAACGGGCUGUCAGGCUCAGACCUUAAGGAACUAUGCAGAGAGGCUGCAUUGAAUGCUGCCAAGGAAUACAUAAAAUUAAAGAGGGAAUACAUGGCUCAGAAGGAUGUAAAGAAUAUCGAAGACUUUCCUCUGAAGAUGAGACCACUCAGGACAUCUGACUUUGCGGGAAACUUGAAACUGGAUGCCGGACAGUCACUGCAAUCAAUGUCUCUGGAUUAG